Molecule: messenger RNA, 1353 nt
Organism: Trametes versicolor FP-101664 SS1
Lineage: Eukaryota; Fungi; Basidiomycota; Agaricomycetes; Polyporales; Polyporaceae
Exons: 6
Coding region: 1-1059 (352 amino acids)
Biological process (GO): protein phosphorylation
Molecular function (GO): protein kinase activity; ATP binding
Source: RefSeq, a predicted model, not a curated record
AUGGAUGAAUACUUUGGCUGCACCAUAGAAAACCUCCGCUUGGGCGGACACGAAACUUAUUGGCGAGACUUGUUUCCGUUCUUGGAGGCACACGGGUAUACGCUACGUCCCCGCUAUCAUCCAGACUGGAAGCCUGUCUGGCCGCCUUCCCCCGAUAUUACCGUUGCUCAAACAGAGGAUUGGAUGGGCCUUCCGCUAUACCGCAGCCGCAUGAUAGAUGCGACGCGCAUCUCGGACGGCAAGCUGGUGAUGUUGAAGGCCGUUCAGGAGACAUCCACAGAGCUGGACAUAUGCCGCUACUUCUCCUCAGGAAGUCUUCGUGAUGACCCCCGCAAUCGGUGUAUCCCAUUGUUGGAGGCUUUGUCGCAUCCGAGCGACCCUGACGUUUGCAUCAUGGUCAUGCCGUACUUGCGGAACAUCGACCAGCCGCCGUUCGACACUGUUGAAGAUAUACUGGAGUGUGGCGAGCAAUUACUCGAUGGGUUGUUGUUCAUGCAUGAGCACAAUGUUGCUCACCGCCGUAGUGACUGCGCAUACGGCAACGUCAUGAUGGACGUCACCGCCAUGUACCCGAAGGGAUAUCACCCUCUCCACUGGGAGAUGCUGUCAGAUACAGUAACUCCUGCGCCUACGCUUCCUCGCUCAAGCGUUCUGGUCACCUACUAUUUUAUCGACUUCGGUAUCUCCACGCUUUUCUCUCCAGAUGACGCGUCAAAGUUGGUCGUCGGUGUCAAAGGUCUGGAAGGCACCGUGCCGGAAUUGUCGGAGACGGUUCCGUACGAUCCGUUCAAGACGGACGUUUACAUCCUCGGCGCUCUAUUCCGCAAGGAAUUCCUCGCUAAAUUCUCGAACCUAGAAAUGAUUGCAACGCUGGUCGCGUCGAUGACGGCGGAGGAUCCGUCCGCACGCCCUAAUGCUGCUGCGGCACUCGAGGCAUGGAGGCUUAUGCGCCAGCAAACUCCCAUACGGCAACGACGCUGGAGGACGAAAGGGCGCGACGAGUCCCUGCUAGGCAGCAUAUUCCGCGACGCGCUGUUGCUGCUGGGCUCGAAUAUCUGAGCGGCAGCUCCUCGGAUCCUAUCUGCAUUCACCCGUGUGCGGGAGCAUCGUGUUCCCUUCUCGCACAGUGCGUCGUGUGGGCAUCGACGCGCCUAUCCUGCGCCCAUUAUUUCGCGCGCACGAGUGUCCUUCUUUUGGGGUCACGCAGCGACGUGUUGCUCCCACGAGGCCUAGUUCGCGAUCGUGUACACCCGCACCACUUGUACUAUCAUGCUUAUCAUGCCCGUGUCUCCAUGCUGUGUCCGAUUCCUCACGCUCUGAAUAUCUACUGUUGUACUCCCUGCUUUCUCAAGC